CAGUGUACAAAAAUGGCAGAGACGGAGAAUGAGGUGGAGGUAUUGGUUCAGAGAGUUGUAAAAGAUAUCAAUAACGCCUUCAAGAGAAACCCCAAUAUUGAUGAGAUAGGUCUGAUCCCGUGUCCAGAGGUCAGGUAUAACCGCAGCCCCAUCGUGCUGGUAGAGAACAAGCUGGGGGUGGAGAGCUGGUGUGUCAAAUACCUGCUACCCUACGUCCACAACAAGCUACUGCUCUACAGGCAACGCAAACAGUGGCUGGACAGGGAAGCUCUGGUAGACAUCACCUGCACUCUGCUGCUGCUCAACCCAGACUUCACCACUGCUUGGAAUGUCAGGAAGGAACUGCUACAAUGUGGAGCCCUGAGUCCAGAGAGAGACCUGUACCUGGGAAAACUGGCCCUCACCAAGUUCCCCAAGAGCCCUGAGACAUGGAUACACAGACGCUGGAUACUACAGCAGGUGUUACGGGAGUGCUCUUCCCCCGGGCCGGACAGGAAGGAGCAGGGGGACGGUGAUCGGCAUGACGCAGCAGAGAAGACACGUCUGAGUGAGCACCUCCACAGGGUCCUACACGAAGAGAUGAAGGUGUGUGCCGACGCCGCCGGCCGUUACCCUAGCAACUACAAUGCCUGGUCGCACCGUAUCUGGGUUCUGCAGAACAUGGCCCCGGGCAACCUCAAGGUCCUCCAUGAUGAGCUCUCCUCUAUGCGUCAGUGGGUCUCCAUGCACGUGUCGGACCACAGUGGCUUCCACUACCGCCAGUUCCUGCUCAAGGCCCUGGUCAGGCAGCUCAGCCAGUCCCUGUCCUCCUCCUCCUCUCCCCAGCACUACCAUCCUCAGCCCAGCUCUAACCCUAGACACAGCCCCCACCACCAGGCCAACGGAGAGGCCACAGCAGCAGCCCCCUGCCCCUCUCCCCCCUCCCCAGAGGACCUGGCCUCGGUGCCGGCAUUGCCCCAGCUCUUCCACCAGGAGGUGGAACUAUGUACUGACCUCAUCAAGUCCUUCCCCGGACACGAGACACUCUGGUGUCACAGGCGACACGUCUUCUACCUCUGGCACCACUGGAGGAGGGACCACCACUACGGCCAGGGCUUCGGCAGCGAGUCUCCCCAACCGAACCACACCGAUGCUGGGCUGAGCAGCCACCCUCACACGGCCUGCCCUGGAGGUGUGGGUCUAGACAGGGUGCAGCGCAGGAAUGGACAGGCUCAGGAGGGUCAGGAUGCCAUGGAAGUGGACGGGGUUGGGGUCCCGGACCCCCGUGACACCAAGCGCCUGAAGAGGGGUCCCCCUGGCCCCUGCCCCCCUGCUCUGCCCUCAGAGCACAGCUUCGUAGCCAGUGUCCUGGACAGCUGCCGCUCCCCUGAGCAGGGACGCUUCGCCCUCGCAUACAGGAAGUGGCUGGACUCUGUUAUUGGUCAGUGAGAUAUAGACUGUUAGAAGUUGCCCACCUGCACAGAUCUUAGCAUCCUCUCACCCUUACACAACCCCUAACCUUAACUAUUAGGGCGAGAACUCCUAAGAACUGUCCCUAGAUCAGCGUCUAGUGGCUGGUCAAUUCAUCCUAUUCUUCAAUACUUGUGAAGGGGGCUGGGGGUCUCUGAUAGGUCAAGUAAUUUGUGGCCCCUCCCAAAAAUGCCUGGACUCAUCCGCAGAGCUUUGUCUGGGAAUGGAUAUCUGAGAAGGGCUAUUCUCUGGAAUAGUACAGUGUGUCACCUUGGCCUGUUUGUCUGUUUGUAGUUCAGGUCUCUCUCAAUGUUAGGGACUAGAACAACCAUUCUGUCAGUCCUUUUAGUUGUUUCACUUAUGAGAUCCAUGUCUCGGGUUUCAUUCAUCGUGUCAUUCCUUUUGUUCUCCCACUAACUGUAGAAUAAUAGCCUAUGUGAAGCUGCCAUGGUUAUCCAUCACUAAUCGUGUCGUUUUCUAGUCAGUUCUGCUGACUACUUUGAGAUGAGCAGUGCAGCAAAUAAUGAAUUGUCAACAUACAAAAACAAAGAAGGAAAAAGUAGUCAAGCCAUUACUGAUGUGUCGCUACGGACAACCGUACAACUAUAAAACCUUAAGACAGAGCACAAUCAUGAACCAACCAAACUCUUAAGACCCUAUGAUCUGUGAACCGUACAAGUUAGCCAUCUUAAUAAACCUUAGUGUGCUCUAAAAUAUGGAGUAUGACUAGAUUCUGAAAUACAAUUUUCACAUUCAUUCAUUCAACAUAAACUACCCCCUUUUUUUAGUUCAUGUUAAGACGUGUUUGGAACAAUAUACUCUACUAGUUCAUCACAUUUCCAGAGUGGGCUCUCUGAUCAUACCUUCAAAUUUAGCAAUGUUAUUAUCACCACCAGCACAUUGAAUGGGAAAUGGAUUCAAAGGCAACGCCCUCUGCUGGUGACUUGCUGAAUGUGCAAUCCUAAAGAAGGGCUGUGAUUGGUUCAUGACCUAUGUCAAUUUCUGUGUAAAAUGGGUCUUAUUAUUAAAAGUACCAGAGAUCCAACUAUGGAAAUGUGAUGUUUGAAGAGUAUAUUGUUAUUUUUUAUUGUUGAAAAAUCAAUAAGGGUAGUUGAGAUUAAUAUUUUUUAUGUUGAAUAAAUUAAUGUGAAAAUGUGUAUUUCAGAACACAAAGGACUAUAAAGACAUCAAGAUGUCUGUAUCGUGUAUGGUUCACAAUUCAUGGGUUCUUACAGGAGGCAUGUAUAAGUCUAAGAAGGGCCUUAUUCAAUUAAAUUUCAUCCUGAUUUUCUAAAAAAAAAAAAAUGGUUUGUGAUACAAAUGUAAAAACAAAGCAUGUUAAUAAACACACUUCCUCCCAGUGGAGUUCCCAUGUGAGACCAAUCUGAGAUACCAAAAACAACAUUUCACACUCCUGCUGCUGUGGAAUUGCCCUUAUAGGUUUGAUCUUCGUUGUUGUGUGUCCCAAAUGGCACCCUAUUCCCUUCUUCGUGCACUACUACCCAUAGGGCUCUGGUUAAAAGUAGUGCACUAUAUAGAGAAUAGGGUGUGUCAUUUGGGAGGUACCCUAUUGACUCUCCAGGAGUGGUUGCUGCUUUGUUUCUGUCUGUUCUGUUUCACCCUGUUAGUGGUACUUGCUCUUAGUGAUCAAAUCAAACUUUAUCAGUCACAUGCGCCGAAUACAACAGGUUUAGACCUUACUGUGAAAUGCUUUACUUACAAGCCCUUAACCAACAGUGCAGUUCAAGAAAGAGUUAAGAAAAUAUUUACCAAAUAAACGAAAGUAAAAAAUAAUACAAGUAACACAAAAUAACAAUAACGAGGCUAUAGACAGGGUACAGAGUCAAUGAUACCUGGGAUUGUAUUCAGUGUUAUAUUACGAGACCUUUAUAUAGGAUCAGUUUGGCCCUUAGAUCAUAAUGGUUUCUAUUACAUGGUCAGCCCAGCCAGUCAAUCAACCUUCGAAAAAAGUGUCUAGACGAUAUUUCCCCAUGCUACUAGCCUAGCAUUGGUUUGGGUACAGCGGGGUAAUCGCUAAGUCUGACUGUGUGACUAUCCGACUCCACCGUGUCACGCAUAUAUGAACGUGACGAGACUGACAGCUUCUCUGAUCCAGGGCAAAUGAAUUUAUCAUGACUAUUUAAAAUUAAUAUAUCCAAAGAUAUGCCAAUAUAAACAGUUGAAACCAAUGAAAGUGCACAUAGUUUAUCAUUUCAGCUGCUUGAUGUGACUGUGUUAGCUUUUGUUGGCUAACAAAGGAGAAGUAACGUUAGCCUAGCUAUCCCAUAAGGAGAAGUAACGUUAGCCUAGCUAUCCCAUAAGGAGAAGUAACGUUAGCCUAGCUAUCCCAUAAGGAGAAGUAACGUUAGCCUAGCUAUCCCAUAAGGAGAAGUAACGUUAGCCUAGCUAUCCCAUAAGGAGAAGUAACGUUAGCCUAGCUAUCCCAUAAGGAGAAGUAACGUUAGCCUAGCUAUCCCAUAAAUAUCUUAUUGACUCGACAAUCAGCUGGUUGUUGCCUAUUUAUAAAAUAUUUAUUAAAAUCAUUAUUUAUUGAA
Oncorhynchus masou masou (cherry salmon) is the source of this 4004-nucleotide messenger RNA. RefSeq names its product protein prenyltransferase alpha subunit repeat-containing protein 1-like. Gene Ontology annotation, cellular component: cytoplasm. The transcript has 7 exons. The coding region runs from base 13 to 1428 and encodes 471 amino acids. The record is from RefSeq and is a predicted model, not a curated record. Gene Ontology annotation, biological process: protein prenylation. NCBI's taxonomy places the organism in Eukaryota, Metazoa, Chordata, Actinopteri, Salmoniformes, Salmonidae. Gene Ontology annotation, molecular function: protein prenyltransferase activity.